AUGAUAGCAUCAGCUCCUGGCCUGUUGGCACACGUUUAUCCAAUGUCACAAAUUUCAAUUAUUCAAAAUUUUUUACUAACAAAAUUACAGCUUAUAAACAGUACACUAAAACCAAUUGAUAUUUCUUUAAAUGAAUUUCUGGAAGAAAAUCCAUCAUUAGUACAAUAUCAUUUAGUACCGGAUUUAGUUCAACAUGUUGGAGUUUACUCAUCAGCAUCCACAAAAAAUCAAGGAAAUUUCAAAUAUUUAAAGGAAAGUGGCACAUUUGAUGAGAAAAAUGCAGCUAACCAUUUUCAGUUUGAUCCUCGUACCAUGUAA
Messenger RNA from Didymodactylos carnosus, 318 nucleotides. Lineage: Eukaryota; Metazoa; Rotifera; Eurotatoria; Philodinida; Philodinidae. The record is from the annotation of a GenBank genome assembly.